Molecule: messenger RNA, 2930 nt
Organism: Dipodomys spectabilis (banner-tailed kangaroo rat)
Lineage: Eukaryota; Metazoa; Chordata; Mammalia; Rodentia; Heteromyidae
Gene: Tigd4
Product: tigger transposable element derived 4
Exons: 3
Coding region: 704-2242 (512 amino acids)
Cellular component (GO): nucleus
Molecular function (GO): DNA binding
Source: RefSeq, a predicted model, not a curated record
CCGGGGCCCCGCCACCGGCGUUGCCCGGGUAAUUUUCUAGCAGCUGCGGUGUGGGGAAGCGUGAAGGCGGCCCCGGAGAAGUAUAUAUUCCCAAGGAUUCAAAGACAAACAAAAAUUCAAAUGCACAGUGUAGAUCUACAGAGCAUUCUACAGAGAGGUGCUUCUGAAAGAAGACAGAGAAGAUGUACUAGCAAAUUGUAGAAGCGAGCUAUCAUUUUCUUCUCUAUCCUUGAAGAGACUUGGAAAUUAAUGAGUAACAUUCACAUGACAAUUUUCAGAUGUUUUGUUCUUUGAAGCCUUUGGUGGAGAAUUAAUAAAAGCGCACAUGGAUAAAAUGAUCAUCUUAAAGGAUUUCAGCUCCAGAAAUAUAUCGGCAGGACUGGACAGGUUUGACAUAAUGAGAUUUCUAUUUUAGCUUGACUUUUGGAACUCUGAGUAAACUAUAAACUGGGCUACCCAAGAUCCUAGGACAUAAGUUUCUCUUUUCAACCAUUCUAGUUGGAUCUAACAUUUUCCUUCUUUGGGUCCUUUGAAAAAGGAUAUUUAGUCACACAUUUCCUGAGAAAUAAGACUUAACUAGACAUCUGCCGGUGUCUAAUAUAUGAAAUAGAUAGAAAGCAGCACUCUGUGUCUUGCUGUAAAACAAAUCAAAGGAACUGAUACUGUGAAGUAAGAGGAGAAAUCUGUAUCCCCUCUGGCUGAGAUGGCAGAAGCGCCUGUGGAUGCCUCAACUCUCCCUGUAACGGUGAAGAAAAAGAAAAGUCUGUCCAUUGAGGAAAAGAUUGACAUCAUAAACGCAGUGGAAAGUGGCAAGAAAAAAGCCGAGAUUGCAGCUGAAUAUGGAAUAAAGAAAAAUUCACUGUCUUCUAUUAUGAAAAACAAAGAUAAAGUUCUAGAAGCCUUUGAAUCGCUGAGAUUUGAUCCAAAGAGGAAAAGACUGAGAACUGCUUUUUAUACGGACCUAGAAGAGGCAUUAAUGAGAUGGUAUCGAAUUGCUCAGUGUCUAAAUGUACCAGUUAAUGGUCCAAUGUUGCGUCUGAAAGCUAAUGAUUUUGCCCAGAAACUGGGACAUAAUGAUUUUAAAUGCAGUAAUGGUUGGCUGGACCGUUUUAAAUCCAGGUAUGGUUUAGUAUUCAGAGCACAACCUGUAGAAGCCACAGGCAUAGCAGUAGACCCAUCAUCUGUCUGGUACCAAAAUAUUCUACCUUACUAUUUAAAUGAUUAUCAUCCUAAAAAUGUUUUUAAUAUCAAAGAGACUGGGCUCCUUUAUCGUAUGUUACCUACAAAUACAUUUGCAUUUAAAGGAGAAACUUGCUCAGUUGGAAAACUGUACAAAGACAGAAUAACUCUGGUGGUUGGUACAAACAUGGAUGGCUCAGAGAAACUUCCUUUGCUUAUCAUUGGGAAAAACAGAAGUCCACAUUGCUUCAAAGGUCUAAAGUCAUUGCCUGUGUAUUAUGAAGCUAACAGAAUGGCAUGGAUGACCCCAGACAUCUUUGAACAGUGGAUGCAGAAGCUUGAUGAGAAGUUUCAAGCUCAGCAACGAAGAGUGGUGAUUUUUGUUGACUCUUUUCCUGCACAUCCAGAGGUAAAGAACCUAAAGUCCAUUGAGCUAGCAUUCUUUCCAUCCUGUUUAUCUUCCAAGUUUGUAGCUAUGAAACAAGGUGUUAUUAAAAGUCUUAAAAUCAAAUAUCGACACUGUCUCAUCAAGAAAUUUUUAAGCUCUGUUGAAGGUAGCAAAGAAUUUACAUUUUCACUACUUGAUGCAGUUGACACACUGCAUCUCUGUUGGAGGGCUGUAACCCCAGAGACAAUUGUUAAAAGCUAUGAAGAAGCAGGAUUCAAGUCUUCGAAGGGAGAAAACGACUCAACAAGUGCAGAGAGCGAUACUGGUAUUGACUUGGUGGCCCAUGCUCUAGGGGCAGGGGUGGAAUUUCCCGAGGGUUUGUCUAUAGAGGAGUAUGCUGCCCUGGAUGACGAUCUGGAGACUUGUGAAGCAGCACCGAGUGAGGACUUGGAAUGGACCAAAGACAGUAAAUCUGAUGAGACUGGAUUUUAUACUUCUGAUGAAGAGGAAGAUGGGGGGUCUCUAGAAACGGAAUCCCCUAUACCAUCAAAAACUGAAGCAGUUACUGCUUUAGACACUCUUAAAAAAUUUCUUAGGAGUCAAGAUAUGAAUGAUGGGCUUCAUGACUCUUUAGCAGACCUUGAAAAUUUUAUUAACUCUUUAUCAUUGAAAUAAUUAUGUAUCAUACAUCUGAAGAAUAACUUCUUGAUGUAUUUUAUUAUAUAUGGUAUGCAAAGAGAAUUACCACUUAAAUAGAAAAUUUUUUUUAAAAAAACCUACUAGGCUUUGGCUUGAUCACCAAAGCCUUUGAUCUGACUAGCUAAGUAAAUAAAUGAUAAAUAAUGAUAAAGUCAGUAAAAAUGUAAAAUUCUACUGAGCAAGAUUUCAGGGAGUAGAAAAUAUAUUUCAGAAGUUUUGUACUUAAAAACGGUAUGUAUAUUUAACAACUCUUCAGCUGUCUGAGUUAUACACAUGGAAUUGGUGAUAUUUUCUUAGUGUUUUUUUUUUGUUUAGAUCAUGUUCUAGAAUAUUUUAUCUACCUAGGCUAAGAAACAAAAUCAAUAGUUUAAAUACUUAUUUUUAUAAGGUUAUACAUAUACCAUAUUAUUCUAACUAAACUUUUAAGUACCAAAGUGAUUUUAAGUUAUUUUUCUUAUAGUUAAUCUUCCUUAUAAAAAUGACAUAAAACAUUAAAAAUGAAUUUGACCUACCUAUGCACCAAUAUGAUUGAAAGUAUAUGUGUUAUGAAUUUCAAGUUUCAUGCAUAUAAGAUCAAAUGUAAAACUAUGACCUUAUCAAGUUUUGUGUCAUUGAUUACCAGAAGAAAUGGGUCCUUCUAAAUAAAUAUAUGUAUUUGCAUGUG